Molecule: messenger RNA, 1854 nt
Organism: Morchella sextelata
Lineage: Eukaryota; Fungi; Ascomycota; Pezizomycetes; Pezizales; Morchellaceae
Exons: 3
Coding region: 1-1854 (617 amino acids)
Source: RefSeq, a predicted model, not a curated record
AUGAACGGCGACGGCGACGGAUUACCCAUCGCCAAUAUACAACCUUUGCGCGAGGAUCCAGAUCGUGUCUCACUGGAAGAACACAUCGCCUACCAGCAACAGCUCAACCACAACCAAAACCAAAACCACAACGGCAACAACAACCCUCAGAUGCGCAUCACAUCUGAGAACAUCAGCGACCAUAUCAUGUCCGACUCCUCAAGGCUAUCACGCCUUUCGCCCGAGCGCAACUCGAUAUUCGAGGACAGGCUUUCGCCCGAACGUGAGCUCCAGCCAUCUGUACCCCUACUUUCGCCCUCACGACACGUUUCGCCAGCGCGCGACUCGAUGUCGCCUGAACCUCGAUCAGAACCAUCGCACACGCCAGCCCCCACCACAGAGUCGAGUACGCCGCCGCCGACAUUACCUCCGUCCUCAUUCGCCACCGGCUCGACUCGUGCAACUUCAACGGCGGGGACUUCGGAGCAGUCGUUUGAGAUGUUGUCGGGUUAUGACCCGAUCUCGCCUGCUGAUAGACACCGACAGUGGCAGCGCGAGCAGAGGAGGGAAAUCUACAACAAUGGGGGGAAUUUACAGGGCGGUGGCGGUGGGUUUCGGCCGAACGCUGAUUUGCCGUUCCCGAUCACACCACAGCUCCUACAGUACUAUCCCUACCCUGGCCAGCACCCAUCAUCACCACAGCAGCAUCAGAGAACUCCGCUGAAGGAGGAUUUUGUUAAUAAUCUUCCUGGGCGGCGUUAUAGUGAGGUUGGGCAUUAUCAGGAGCAGCCUAUUCCACAGAAUCAAAUACAUAGAUCGCAUGGAGGACAGCAACAGCAGCAGGGGAUGAUGUAUGACAGCCGAUUUUCUAACCACGGCAAGUCCUCGUUCGAGAAGAUUGUCGACUCCGCCGCCGGAGGAAGUGCUCUGGCGCGCGUCAUGAAACAAAGCGAGAUGGCUGUAAGCGACUUGUCAACCGUAGUGCGCUAUUCCGAAUUGAAAUGUAAAGAAACGCUUGCGGAGCGACUGGACGUGUUUGCCCGGGAUGCCAAAGGAAAUGUCCGGGCACUGCAAGGGUUUGGGAGCAAAGUCGGUGGCGUUCUAGAUCAGUUGCUAUCAAUAAACCAGUACGCUCUCCGCGAGCUAUCAAUGAUCAAACGCGAAUCCCAGCACCGUCCAUUCCUAUACCGUCUACUAACCCCUACCUCAUUCUUCCGCUCCUCCUCUCACUAUUACUCCGACGAGCCCGACGAUGCCCGCACCCGUGCCCGCGUCGCCGAAACUUUCAACAAGGCCGCCGAGGUCCUCGAGUCAAACCUCCGCCUCCUCGUCGCCGAUGGCGAAACAAUCUUCGCCUCCCUCACCCAGCUCACCGAGCAGCACAAACCUAUCUAUGAUGAGAUCGUCCGCGAGGUCGUCGACAUCAAGAAGGAAGAAGCUGUCGUUCUCUCGUCGCUUUGGACUAAAGUCGGUGGCAACGCCGCCCAGCGAAAGAACUUCCGCGAAAACGCCGAGCUACUCGCGCUGAUUGGCAGCUAUGAGGAGCAGGCGCGAGGAUAUGUCGAGAGCACUGUACUGGAGCUGGACCGCAUGACCGCUGAUCUAGAGAAUCUGCGACGAAGAGUCGCAGAGCCACUAUUAAUCUCCGGGAGCAGCAACGGGAAGGGUGGGAAGAGAGGGCGUGACGACGACAUCGCAAGCAUUCCACUGAGUGUGCAUUUAGAUGCGAUUGAGGGAGCGGUGGAGCGGCUGGUGCGGAAGCGGGCACAACGCAGGGAGAAGGAGGGGAAUUGGUUGAAGAAGAUACACGAUGGGGAGGAGCGGGCGAGGAAGGAAGAUAUCCUCGUUGAGGGAGCUGGGACCAUCGCAGCUUAG